Messenger RNA from Pogonomyrmex barbatus (red harvester ant), 585 nucleotides. RefSeq names its product predicted GPI-anchored protein 58. The record is from RefSeq and is a predicted model, not a curated record. NCBI's taxonomy places the organism in Eukaryota, Metazoa, Arthropoda, Insecta, Hymenoptera, Formicidae.
AUGGCCCUUUUGUUACGGCCGGCCACUGCUGAUCGUAUUCCCCCCUCAGUGGCCGCGCACGCCAUUGAGGACUUCCUCUACCCUACGACGCGGCCGUGCACGCCGUUGGACGUGACUCUUACACCCGCCAAGAAGACCGAUCGAGCCGCUUUUCCCGUCACCGGAGGAGCGCCACACUGCAGGGACGCCACCGGAGCACGCAGCCCCGGGACCAGGACUUCGCAUCCCGGCAUCAACUCACUCGGGAUCAUCGGCGACUCCGCACCGGCCAGAGUCUACGUCACCUGCAGUGAGGAACAACCGACGCCCCCCAGGGAGGAGCAGUUGGCGGCAUUAUUUGGUUCCUUCUCGACAUCGUCUUCCUCAGGGGACAGCCCUACGCCAGGGCCAGCACCGCGGACACCGCCGCAGCCGAGCUCAGCCCCGCGGACCUGCCCGCCUACGCCGUUCCAUAAACUUCCCGGCUCGCAGGGGCUCGCUCAGCGAGCCGUCAACACCGCCGCUGACGAGGGUCUCGCCGCAGAUUGCGGCGCAUCACUGCCCGCCGACUCCAAGCCUUUCCAGGCAGCAUCAAGAGGACUCUAG